Messenger RNA from Fusarium falciforme, 1188 nucleotides. RefSeq lists its product as hypothetical. The coding region runs from base 1 to 1188 and encodes 395 amino acids. Lineage: Eukaryota; Fungi; Ascomycota; Sordariomycetes; Hypocreales; Nectriaceae. The transcript has 2 exons. The record is from RefSeq and is a predicted model, not a curated record.
AUGUCCUCUCGAAUUCUCCAAGAUGCGGGUAUCUUGGAACUUCUCAACUGCCUGAGAUCCUCGAACGCCAGCGACUCGAACGAGCAGGACGAAGCUUCACUCAACGCCAAUUGCCCCGAGCAAGUCAUUCGCGACACCUGGAACCGCCUGCACGACGUCAGCCUACUCGACUGGCCAGCCUUUAUCAGACAGCAGAUCCCCCUGACCUCUCUCAAGGUCAUUCUUCAUGCCAUCCACUCAGACGAUUGGGCUCGCGCUGCCACCAAGUCCCAGCUUACGGGUCGUCUCCUCACACUCUCUGUUCGAUUUGGGCUGGGGACAAGAGUUCAAGAACCGUGGCUUCUCUUCCUCUACCUUGGCCAAACGGUACCGUUGAGUCUUCGUCUCGUCAAGAAACUCAACGCGUGGCUUACUGCCAAUGAGCACAUCGAUACCAACCUCGUUCUCCCUGCUAUCACGGAACAAUCCAUUCGCCGUCAUGGCCGCCAAACCCAGUCGCCUUACGCAGUCUUCGAAGUCGACGUCGACAGAGCAAUACAGUACUUGAAUCAGCAUCAUCCGCGAUCCAGUGCCAGUGUCUCCACCCCUACUCCCUCUCACCGCCAAACCAACGGAACCACACCCGAGAGAAAUGAGGCGAGAAGUGAUCCCAACGGCAGUGUUGAUGGCAAUGUUGCACGCAACGGGCAGCGCGUUCUGCGACCUCGAACAUUCAGCCAGAGAGAUGAUACAGAAGAGCAAGAUGAGCAUGAGGCUAACUCCAGGAGGAGAGUCCGCCGCCUCCCUCGUGACUCAAGUGAAAGCUCUACAGCCACACCAGAGGCUGGCCGACGUGUAACCCAAAGUACAUCAAUCAUGACACCUCUUGGAGCCCCUGACAUCUCCCUCGGAAGAGUGGAGUCUCCCUUGAUGAACUUUUCUGGGGGGCACAGGGGACGUCAGAGUGCGGAUAGUGCUGGCAAUGUCGGGUCACCAGGACUGGAAGCACGUCUCAAUGCCCUGAGAACUCUGAUUCAGUUCGGACCAGCUAUCGAGAUCACCGGCAGCGACCCGAUGGCUCAUCAGACACGAGGCUUGUUUGACUCGAUCACUCAUCUUUCGCAGCUUGCACUCGCCGCAUUUGGGCAAUUAGAGCAGCAGGACAACCAACGAAGCACCUCGAGUUUCUCAGAUCGAACGUCGCGCUGA